AUGGCAGAUUCACUAGCUGAUGUGGAUUCGUACGAGAAGAAAUUACGCGUGGAGGACUGUGCCGCCACGAGGCAGUUUCAGCAGACAGUCUCAGAGCAGAAGUCACACUCCCCUAUCGAUGCUUCUCUGAAGCGAUCUAGCUAUACCGUAUCGUUUAUGCGACAAGUACUGGCCUGUUUUCGACGCGAGCUUUGGCUCUUCCUCGGCGAUCGGUCCAGCCUGUACACCAAGUUCUUCAUCAUUAUCGCGAACGGCUUGAUAGUUGGGUCGCUGUUCUACGGUGAAUCAUUUGGCACGGGUGGCGCCUUUUCGCGAGGUGGCGCGCUGUUCUUCAGCAUCCUGUUCCUUGGCUGGCUGCAACUAUCGGAACUCAUCAAAGCUGUCUCUGGCCGGGUCGUGAUCGCCAGACAUCGAGAAUACGCCUUCUAUCGGCCCAGCGCCGUGGUGAUCGCCAGAGUUCUCCUGGACAUUCCCGUCAUUGCGAUCCAGUCGGUGAUAUUUUCUAUCAUUCUGUAUUGGAUGUCAAAUCUGGAGGCUGACGCAGGGAAGUUCUUCAUAUAUCUGCUCUUCGUUUACACGACGACGAUCUCGGUGACCGCGCUCUACCGGAUGUUCGCAGCGCUGAGUCCCACGAUCGAUGAUGCUGUGCGCUUUUCAGGCAUCUCUCUCAACCUUCUCAUCAUUUUCGUGGGCUACGUGAUCCCGAAGCAGACGCUUACCAGUGAUGUCAUCUGGUUUGGAUGGCUGAUCUAUGCCAACCCAAUCUCCUAUGCCUACGAAGCCGUCCUGACGAACGAGUUCUCUGGACGCAUCAUGGACUGCGAUCCCUCACAGCUUGUGCCUUCAGGACCAGGAGUCGUCCCUGGCUUUCAAGGCUGCGCGUUGACAGGGGCGGCGCCGAAUUCCGUCACUGUCAGUGGCGAUAGCUACUUCGAGACCUCGUUCCACUACUCUCGAUCACAUCUCUGGCGAAAUUUUGGGGUAGUGCUCGCUUUCACCGUACUCUACGUCAUCGUGACAAUGGUCGCGUCUGAGUUAUUUUCGUUUGCACAAGGAGGCGGCGGCGCUCUGAUCUUCAAGCGCACGCAGAAGGCCAAGCAGAUCGCUGCGGUCGAAAACAAGCCUGUUGAUGAAGAAUCGCCCAGCUCUGGUGCCACUACCCAGAUAUCUUCAGAAGCGACAGAUCCGGAGAAGGACAAAGUCGCUCAAGAUAUCUCGGGAAGCAAGUCAGUCUUCACGUUCGAGAACGUCACAUACGACGUGCCGUAUCAGGGAGGUCAACGCCGCCUUCUUAACAAAGUCAAUGGCUAUGUGAAGCCUGGGGUGAUGAUAGCACUUAUGGGGUCGUCUGGCGCCGGGAAGACCACUCUCCUGAACACACUCUCACAGCGUCAGAAGAUGGGUGUCGUUGGCGGUGACAUGUUGAUUGACGGCAGGGCCUUGGGAAUUGACUUUGCACGGGGCACCGGCUUCUGUGAACAGAUGGAUCUGCACGAGCUGACCGCAACAGUGCGCGAAGCACUCGAAUUCUCUGCGCUGCUCCGUCAGGACCGUCAUAUUCCCCGGAAGGAGAAGCUUGACUAUGUCACUACAAUUGUCGACCUACUUGAACUUCACGACAUCGAAGACGCUAUCAUCAUGUCGUUGGGCGUCGAGCAGCGAAAGCGACUGACCAUAGGGGUGGAGCUAGCCGCAAAGCCGUCGCUGCUGCUGUUUCUUGAUGAGCCAACAAGCGGACUCGAUGCGCAAUCUGCUUUUUCGAUCGUGCGGUUCCUUAAAAAGCUUGCCGCCGCAGGUCAGGCCAUCAUCUGCACUAUCCAUCAGCCUUCGAGUAUGUUGAUCCAACAGUUCGACAUGAUCUUAGCAUUGAACCCUGGUGGCAAUCCAUUCUAUUUUGGCCCCGUUGGCGACAAUGGUCAAGCAGUCACGAAGUAUUUUGCCGACCGUGGUACACAAUGUCCACCAAGCAAGAACGUUGCAGAGUUCAUCCUUGAGACUGCCGCAAAGGGUGGCUCCCGCGGCAAAGACGGCAAAAGAGUCAACUGGAACAAGGCCUGGUUGGAGUCAGACGAGAACAAAGCCAUGCUCGAGGAGAUCCAACGUUUGAAGGAGACUCGUCUUGCCGCAACUGAAAAAUCACAGAGCGGCGCGGCCCAUUCAAAGUCCGAACAGGACAACGGCGCGGAAGAGGCACACGCCUUCGCUGCUCCCGUCUGGACUCAGACAUACCUCCUCACGAAACGCACUUUCAUCGCUUACUGGCGCGAUCCGUCAUAUCUCUAUGGCAAGCUCUUCGUGUCGGUCAUUGUGGGCAUCUUCAAUGGCUUCACCUUCUACAACCUCUCGAACACCCUGGCUGCGUUGCAGUCCAAGCUUUUCACGCCUUUCCUGAUCCUGCUCAUCCCACCCACCAUCGUCAAUGGCGUCGUGCCGAAAUUCUAUCAAGCACGCUCGUUGUGGGAGCUCGUGAACACCCCUCGCGAAUCUAUGGCUGGUCUCCCACGAGACUCAGACACCGCCGGGUACGUCUUCCUGAUGACGAUGCUGUUCUUCCUCUUCCAGAGCAGCUGGGGUCAAUGGAUCACUGCGUUCGCGCCAUCCUUCACAGUUAUAUCGAACGUUUUACCAUUCUUCUUCGUCAUGGUCAGUAUCUUCAAUGGCGUGGUCCGCCCCUACGAGGCUCUUCCCGUCUUCUGGAAAUACUGGAUGUACUGGGUCAAUCCUUCUACAUGGUGGAUUGGUGGUGUUCUGGCAGCUGUGCUGGGUAAGCAGACCGUGCAGUGCGCUGAGGGCGAGACCACCAUCUUCGACGCACCAGACGGGCAGACGUGCGCGGAGUACGCUGCGGAUUGGGUCAGGAGCACAGGGAUGGGAUAUCUGACGAACCCGGAGGCGACGAGUGGCUGUGGCUACUGUCAGUAUGCGAAUGGUGAGGAGUACUUGGCCACGAUCAAUGUGAGCCCUGGCGAUAAGUGGAGGGAUUUUGGCAUCUUCCUGGUGUUUGUCUUCAGCAACUGGGCGCUUGUGUACUUCUUCAUCUACACGACCAGGGUUAGGGGGUGGUCGUUCGGGAUGAGUACACUCUUCGGGGGCGCUGGGAAGAUGAUCGGUUCGGUCAAGGGCCUUCUCCGGAAGAGGAAGCAGGAGCAGGGAGGGGACGAGAAGGCGGUUUGA
Cyphellophora attinorum is the source of this 3174-nucleotide messenger RNA. RefSeq names its product Brefeldin A resistance protein. Gene Ontology annotation, biological process: transmembrane transport. The transcript is spliced from 2 exons. The coding region runs from base 1 to 3174 and encodes 1057 amino acids. Gene Ontology annotation, cellular component: membrane. The record is from RefSeq and is a predicted model, not a curated record. NCBI's taxonomy places the organism in Eukaryota, Fungi, Ascomycota, Eurotiomycetes, Chaetothyriales, Cyphellophoraceae. Gene Ontology annotation, molecular function: ATP binding; ATP hydrolysis activity; ABC-type transporter activity.